Molecule: messenger RNA, 2241 nt
Organism: Colletotrichum karsti
Lineage: Eukaryota; Fungi; Ascomycota; Sordariomycetes; Glomerellales; Glomerellaceae
Product: MFS monosaccharide transporter
Exons: 8
Coding region: 1-2241 (746 amino acids)
Biological process (GO): carbohydrate transport; transmembrane transport
Cellular component (GO): plasma membrane
Molecular function (GO): carbohydrate:proton symporter activity
Source: RefSeq, a predicted model, not a curated record
AUGGGUCAUCGUUCACCAUCCGCCUCCGACGUGGAGAAGACAUCGACCAACUAUGGCGUCUCCACAGAACAACAGGAGACAGUCCUGUCUGAUGCGUCCCUCGAGCCUUACGGACCUUCAGGUUUUCGUGGUAUCUUCGCCUCCCACUAUGUAGCUAUGUGCGCAGCUUUCUCCGCAAUUGGAGGGUUGCUGUUCGGUUAUGACCAAGGUGUAAUUUCCGUCACGCUGGUGAUGGACCAGUUUCUCGAACGCUUCCCCGAAGUCUCCGACCAUGCCGCCGGCUCCGGGUUCAAGAAGGGUUUGAUGACGGCUAUGAUCACUCUCGGUGCCUUCAUCGGUGCUCUCAACCAGGGAUGGAUUGCCGAUUGGCUUUCUCGCAAGCGUUCCAUCAUGGUUGCCGUUGUGGUCUUUACCAUCGGCUCAGCCAUCCAGACAUCGGCGCUGAACUACGACAUGCUGGUCGGUGGACGCUUCAUCGGUGGUCUGGGAAUCGGCAUGCUCUCAAUGGUUGUUCCCCUCUACAUCUCCGAAAUCUCGCCUCCUGAGAUCCGUGGCUCUCUUCUCGUCUUCGAGCAGCUCUCCAUUGUGGUCGGAAUUGUCGUGUCAUUCUGGAUCACUUAUGGCACCAAGAGCAUCCCAAAUCACUGGUCCUGGCAGCUGCCUUUCCUCAUCCAGAUCAUCCCGGGUCUCCUCCUCGGCUUCGGCGCCGUGUUCCUCCCGUACUCUCCGCGAUGGCUCGCGUCCAAGGGCCGCGAGGAAGAGGCUCUCCACAACCUCUCCAAGCUCCGCACGCUUCCCGAUACCGAUCCCCGAGUUCGUCGCGAAUGGAUGGAAAUCAUCGCCGAGGCCCGUUUCCAAACCUCCGUAUCGGCCGAACGUCAUCCCAACCUCGUCGGAAACAAAGACCUUGCGAGCAGCUUCAAGCUGGAGGUGGUGUCGUGGACGGACUGCUUCAAGGCUGGAUGCUGGAAGCGAACCCAGGUCGGAGUCUUGCUCAUGUUCUUCCAACAAUUCGUUGGCAUCAACGCCUUGAUUUACUACUCCCCCACUCUCUUCGAGACCAUGGGCUUGGAUCGUAACAUGCAGCUCGUCAUGUCCGGUGUUCUUAACGUCGUGCAACUCAUCGGUGUGCUUCCGAGUUUGUGGACUAUGGAUCGCUUCGGUCGUCGGUCGAUUCUCCUGAUUGGUAGCGUUGGCAUGACCAUCUCUCACACGGUUAUUGCUGGUCUGGUUGGCGUCUACUCCCAUGACUGGCCGAGCUACCAAACCCAGGGAUGGGUCAGUGUCGUCUUUUUGAUGAUUUUCAUGUUUGUGUUCGGAGCCAGUUGGGGACCUAUCCCCUGGGCCUUGCCUUCCGAAGUCUUCCCUUCCUCGUUGCGCGCCAAGGGUGUCGCCCUCUCCACGUGUUCCAACUGGAUCAACAACUUCAUCAUCGGUCUCAUCACCCCUCCGCUCAUCCAAAACACAGGUUUCGGAACCUACGUCUUCUUCGCCGUCUUCUGCCUGCUGUCCCUCGUAUGGGUUUGGUUCUGCGUUCCGGAGACCAUGGGCAAGACGCUGGAGCAGAUGGACGAAGUGUUCGGCGACCGCAGUGGUUCCGCCGACGUGGCGAAGAAGAACCAGAUCUUCAGGGAGGUCGUGGAGGAACACAGCCGCUCGACGGUGUCUCAGGUGGUGAUCCGAUUCCAGGAAGGGUGUGUCAAAGUCAAUGGUCCAGGCUACGACCCUACCGAGAUAUUGAGCAACAUUACACCAUCGGAUUUCGGUUCGUCGAUCAAGACGAGAGGCAUGAGAGACCUCACGCCCGGAUUUGCACUCCCCGCGGUCGCGACAGCUAUUGCCGGACUGGCGAUGAUAUCAAGCGCGAUCGGUGUCGUCAAACGCAACAGGGUUACGCCUCUCGUCACGACGGUCUUGUCGGCACUGUCACUCAUCUUCGCUGCUGCCGCUAUCGGUUGUGUUUUUGGAACCUUUGAGAAGAUUAGGAAAGCUAUGCGGAACCAUAUCAUCCUAAGAACCACAGAAAGGAACGGACUGGAGUACAGGUUGUCGCCGAGAUAUGGGCCUUGUGCCAUCACACUGGUGGUUGCUUGCGUCAUCCUGUUGGUCACGACAAUCAUCGCUGCCUGCGCAUGGCUGGCAUCGAUACGUGAAGGUCGUGAAAGGCGUCGUAACAAUGUUGCUGAGAAGCACUACAGCUCAGACUACGAGAGUAGGGCGUCAACUACAGCGGACCACUAA